UUUUUAUCAAGCACCCAUACCACUACUAACACAAAACAACUUUAUACAUUUCAAUUUAUUUUUAAUAAGGAUGAGCUUUACUAUAUUUUUUCUCUCAUUAAUAACAGCUCGGUUUUAUCAAGAAUAGUCCUGAGUAGCAAUGGUGAUAUACAACGCUUCAUGUGGGUGGAUCAGACAAAGAGAUGGAAUGUUCACUACAAGUUACCUACAGACACUUGUGUUACAUAUAGCUUGUGUGGUGUGUAUGGGAGCUGUGACAUAGAUAGUGAACCUAUUUGUGAAUGUUUGGAGAAGUUUGUACCUAAAUAUCCACAAAAAUGGGAAAAGGGAGAUUGGACAGAAGGGUGUGUUCGGAGGACACCCUUAGAUUGCAACAAGGAACAUGUAUUUCUAAGAUAUUCUGGAAUCAAGUUGCCAGAUACUAACCACUCUCGGUACAAUAAAAUGAUGACUCUAGACGAGUGUAGGCAAGUAUGCUCCGGGAAUUGCUCCUGUACAGCUCAUUCAAGUUUGGAUAUAAGCAAUGGCGACAAAGGUUGCUUAUUAUGCUAUGGGGAAUUAAUUGACAUCAGAAAGCGGUCUGAAAGAGGACAUGACAUUUACAUCAAGAUGGAUCCUUCAGAGCAAGAAUCUGAGGCAGGUUCAACAAGAAAGAAGGCAAAGAUACUCGCAGUGAGUUUCUCAUUGUUGAUGGCAACGAUUCUGUUGAUCCUGAUUUUGUUGCGGUACAAACGGAAAAAGAAGAAACUCAGUGAAGAUAUUGAGCUGCCACUAUUCCCAUUUUCAGCAAUAACAAGAGCCACAAAUAACUUUUCGUUCAACAACAAGAUUGGAGAGGGUGGAUUUGGACCUGUUUACAAGGUAUACAGAGAAAAUUUGUUGGAACAGUAACUAGUUUAUGCUCAAGAUCAGAGUGCUAGAGAAUUAUUUCAUUCUGCAAUAUUCUCGUCUUUGUAAAAUC
This is a messenger RNA of Capsicum annuum, 961 nucleotides long. Its product is annotated as G-type lectin S-receptor-like serine/threonine-protein kinase At4g27290. The record is from RefSeq and is a predicted model, not a curated record. Bases 160 to 891 code for a protein of 243 amino acids. Gene Ontology annotation, biological process: recognition of pollen. Lineage: Eukaryota; Viridiplantae; Streptophyta; Magnoliopsida; Solanales; Solanaceae. The transcript is spliced from 2 exons.